AUGGCGAGCAAAUAUUCCCAGACAAAUGUUGGUGUUUUCUUAGCUCUUUUGAUAAUAACAUUGCCUUCCAUAGUUCUCGGAGACGACGACCCGUGCGCCGCCCUGGAAGAAGAACACAACAAGAGUUUAGCCCUUAAAUACAAAUACGGCGCCAUAGCUUCGAUUUUUCUGGCUAGUUUGGUCGGCGUUUGUAUUCCGGUGUUAGGGAGGAAGAUCCCUUCCCUGAGUCCGGAGAGCAAUGUUUUCUUCGUCGUCAAAGCUUUCGCGGCGGGUGUGAUCUUAGCCACCGGAUUUAUCCAUGUUCUUCCCGAUGCCUUCGAGAGUUUGACUUCUCCGUGUCUUCCGGAGAAUCCGUGGGGGAAUUUCCCGUUCACCGGGUUUGUGGCGAUGGUGGCGACGAUCGGGACGCUCAUGGUGGAUGUGUACGCCACGAGUCAUUACCGGAGAAAGUCUUCCGGCGAGAAGGGGAAUCCGGCGGUGGCUGAUGACGGUGGUGGUGGUGAAGUUCUUCCGCUUCAUACGCACGCAACUCAUGGCCAUGCACAUGGCUCUGUUCCAUCUGAUUCUUCUCUCACCACCCAACUUCGGUACCGUGUUAUAUCACAGGUUUUGGAAUUGGGAAUUAUAGUGCAUUCAGUCAUCAUUGGCAUUGCAUUAGGCGCAAAUAAUAGCCCAAAAACAAUAAAGCCUCUACUGGCAGCGUUGACGUUUCAUCAGUUUUUCGAGGGUCUUGGAUUGGGUGGAUGUAUCACUCAGGCAAAAUUCAAAGCACAAGCAAUUACUGUGAUGGCACUAUUUUUCUCCCUAACUACGCCAGUUGGGAUUGCAAUUGGAAUCGGUAUAGCUAAUGUGUACGACGAUAAUAGCCCUAAUGCUUUGAUUGUGGAAGGCAUUUUCAACGCAGCAUCAUCUGGAAUCUUGAUUUAUAUGGCAUUGGUGGACCUUCUUUCAGCUGAUUUCAUGAAUCCAAAGUUGCAAAAUAGUGGGAAACUUCUCAUGGGAUGCAAUAUUUCCCUUCUUUUUGGUGCUGGUUGUAUGUCUCUUUUGGCUAAAUGGGCUUGAUUUUUUAAAUUAGUUUAUUUUGUUGGUUAGUGAUUAUUCUUGAGGAG
Molecule: messenger RNA, 1109 nt
Organism: Oldenlandia corymbosa var. corymbosa
Lineage: Eukaryota; Viridiplantae; Streptophyta; Magnoliopsida; Gentianales; Rubiaceae
Source: the annotation of a GenBank genome assembly